Messenger RNA from Leptomonas pyrrhocoris, 1814 nucleotides. Its product is annotated as putative mitochondrial lectin. The record is from RefSeq and is a predicted model, not a curated record. NCBI's taxonomy places the organism in Eukaryota, Euglenozoa, Kinetoplastea, Trypanosomatida, Trypanosomatidae. Gene Ontology annotation, biological process: endoplasmic reticulum to Golgi vesicle-mediated transport; Golgi organization; endoplasmic reticulum organization. Gene Ontology annotation, molecular function: D-mannose binding. Gene Ontology annotation, cellular component: Golgi membrane; COPII-coated ER to Golgi transport vesicle; endoplasmic reticulum-Golgi intermediate compartment. The transcript has a single exon. The coding region runs from base 411 to 1814 and encodes 467 amino acids.
GCGGCAUCCAUUCGCAAUUCGCCUCUUCCUCGCCUCUUUUUCUUCCCUUUCUGUAGUUCGACAGAACAGAGAAUCCUGAUCUCUCUCCCUCCCUCUCUCGUUACAUAUAUAUCUAUAUCUAUAUAUAUUUCUUCUAGCAAAAACAAAGAGCCGUUCGUUUUUCUUCGCUUUCUGGUUCAUUGAUAUUGUUCCUUUUCGAGCUGCGACGUGAUACUUCUUCUCGCACCGUUUACAGCAACGAGUGAAACAGCAGCAGCAGCAGCAGCAGCAGCAGCAGCAGCGACAACGCGGAGGAUAGGCGAAUACCACGCAACUUAUCCCUUUUCCCUCCGUCUGCUUUCUUCAAAAAUCCAUCAGCGAAAGUUGCUCAGAAAAAGUAAAACACCAUCGGCAGAAAGAAGCAGCAAGUCAUGCCGGCUUUUCUUUCGGCUGCGCUGCGCGGAGGCCGACGCGGCUUCUGGACGGCAGCCCUCUUCGCCCUCGUGCUUGCACUGAGCGCGUGCGGGUUGGUGGCGCUGGCAGUCGUGGACAUCGUGCCGGGUCGCACGCCACCUCAGCAGAAGCGCGCUGUGACGACCGUCAUUAACCACCACUCCUUCUCCCCUCCGCUGCUCCGGCGAUACUACGGCGACGGCGAGAUCCCGCACUGGAUGAUGUCGGGCACCACGGUCGUGACGGACAACUACGUACGCCUCACCGGCGACCUGCAGAGUCAGACAGGGCACCUGUGGAACACCGAUCCACUCGACAUGGACGCCUUCGAGAUCGUCUUCGGCUUCCGUGUGUCGCGGGUGAUUGGCGGGCUUGGCGCCGACGGCUUCGCGCUGUGGGUGGCGCAGAUCCCGCGGUUUAACGGCAACAUUUUUGGGCGAGCGGCGAACUUUAAUGGUUUUGGCCUUCUCUUUGAUUCGUACGACAACGACAACCGCCGCGACAACCCGAUGGUGAGUCUCGUGACGAACGACGGCAGCGCGACGAGGAGGUUCACCCCCGCUACGGACUUCAUGGGUGAGACCCUCGCAAACUGCGUUUUUGACUUCCGCAACAUCAUGGCACCGAACAUGGCGACGGCGCGCCUGCGGUACAACAAGGGCACCCUGUCGCUGCAUCUUUCGCGCAACAGCGAGGUCGAUGAGCAGCACUGUUUCACCGUGAGUAAUCUUGAGAUGCCGGCGGGGAAGUCGUACCUGGCCUUUUCCGGGCAGACCGGCGACGUGUCGGAGGUGCACGACAUCAUUUUUGUGCACCUGUCCCCGUUGGACAACGUGGUGUACGACCACGACGUCCAGCAGCCCCACAACGGCGGUGCGGCGAAUGGCGGUCCAGGGCUGUACGACAACGACGCCAUGAACAACCGCCGCGUCCCCGAGUCCACGACUCUCGCGCCACAGCAGCAGCAGCAGGAUCAGCAACAGGAAGAUCAGCAGAAACGCGACAUCGAGGCGCAAAUUCGUGCCGAGGUGGAGCGCCGCGCGGCUGAACUCGAGCGUGAUCGUUUAGCAGCCGAGCAGCAACGUCAGCAGCAACAGCAGCAGGACAUCGAUGCUCAGCAGCAGCAGCAGCAGCAACAAGAGCAGCAGCAGCAGCAGCAACAGCCGCCUCUCGAUCCUGCCGAGGCAGAUCGUCAGCGCAUUGCGGAGCUGGAGCGCAAACUCGCUGAGCUGAAGCGUGGUGAUCAGCGCCGACCGGAGCGCACCGCGGCGGACGACGAGUACGAUGAGGAGUACGAAGACGAGGAUGUGGAUCAGCCGCGUCGCCGCCGCGUCCGCCGCGCACGUACACCGCGACGCAACACGGUAGAGUACGAGGACUAA